Molecule: messenger RNA, 174 nt
Organism: Brugia malayi
Lineage: Eukaryota; Metazoa; Nematoda; Chromadorea; Rhabditida; Onchocercidae
Exons: 2
Coding region: 1-174 (57 amino acids)
Source: RefSeq, a predicted model, not a curated record
AUGACGAAAGACGACGAGCAACAUGACUUUUCUCUUCUUGCAGUGCCCAGAAAGCUCAAUGGAUUUAGAAUGACGAGAAGUGAAUGGUUGGGGCAGAAAGAUGGUUCAAUGGUCGUAGAAUUGUCCCUGUUGCGAAUUUCAAUACUGCGAAACUCUAAUAAGAUAAUUUUAUAA